Orcinus orca (killer whale) is the source of this 7817-nucleotide messenger RNA. It is a transcript of the gene CX3CR1, whose product is annotated as C-X3-C motif chemokine receptor 1. Gene Ontology annotation, biological process: cell adhesion; immune response; G protein-coupled receptor signaling pathway. The coding region runs from base 4644 to 5720 and encodes 358 amino acids. Gene Ontology annotation, cellular component: membrane. The transcript is spliced from 2 exons. NCBI's taxonomy places the organism in Eukaryota, Metazoa, Chordata, Mammalia, Artiodactyla, Delphinidae. Gene Ontology annotation, molecular function: C-X3-C chemokine receptor activity. The record is from RefSeq and is a predicted model, not a curated record.
CUGGGUGGGGCACUGUGGUCAGAGGUCAAAGUUGGUUAAUGAUGCUGGUUUGCUUUACAUGCCAACAAGGGAGACCAUUUUCCAGAGGAUGUUGCAGCCUAAAUGUCCAAGGGGCUUGGGGGUGAUGGGGGGCAGUGAGUGAUUAGAUCAUUUAUGAUAUGCUUAACAUAGUGGAAUAUGAUUAGAAGUGUUAGUAACUACGUUUCAGGGACAUGGAGAAACGCUCAAAAAAAGCAUCAUUUAAAAUUGCAUCUGCCAACUAUUAUAUAUGGAAUGGAUAAACAAGAUCCUACUGUAUAGCACGGAAAAGAAUAUAUAUGCAUACACACACAUAUAUAUGAAUCACUUUGCUCUACAGCAGAAAUUAACACAUUGUAAAUCAAUUACAAUGUCCUAACCACUGGACCACCAGGGAACUCCCUAUUAUUUUUAAAAAUAAUUUUAUUUUUUUUCUUUCUUAUUCUUUUAGAGACUCACAUUUAACUGUUUAUGGGUGAAAUGUUAUGACAUCUGGAUUUAUUUAUUUAUUUAUUUAAAAAUAUUUAUUUAUUUGGUUGUGCGGGGUCUUAGUUGCGGCACAAGGGAUCUUUAGUUGCUGCAUGUGGACUCUUAGUUGCGGCAUGUGGGAUCUAGUUCCCUGACCAGGGAUUGAACCCAGGCCCCCUCUCUGCAUUGGGAGUGUGUAGUCUUAAAAACUGGACCAUCAGGGAAGUCCCUGAAUUUAUUUUUAAAUAAUCCAGUAGGGUAUGAGUGGGGAAUAGAUGAAAUACUGAUCAUGAGUUGCUAAUUGUUGAAGCUGGGUGAUUAGUGCAUGGGGGUUGUCUCUGCUUUUAUACAUGUUUGGAAAUUGUAUAAUAAAAAGUUUUAAAAAUAGCAUUUGCAUUUUAAAUAUACUCAAUGUGAAUAUUAAAAUAUGCAUAAAGAUUGGAUGGAAGAAGUUAAAAGCUAGCUGUGGUUGGUUCUGGGAAGUUGGAUUGUAGAUAGUUCUGAGUUUUUUCUUUCCUGUUACUUCCAUGCUUUUUUGUGCCAUCUGCAUUUUUUUUUUUUUUUUUUUUUUUUUGGCUGUGCCGUGAGGCAUAUGGGAUGUUAGGUCCCCGACCAGGGAUCAAACCCACACCUCCUGCAGUGGAAGCUCGGAGUCUUAACCACUGGACUGCCAGGGAAGUCCCAAAAUCUGCAUUUUUUAUAAUGAGCAACUAUUGCAUUUAUAACGAAAAUUAUUUUAAUAACAAAUUGCUGACACACUUUGAUGUUCAACGUUGAUGUAUGCUGUUAUCAUCAUUGUGAGGACAUUUGGGCUCAGAAGGUUUGUGUCAUUGGAAAACAUCAUCUUCAGAAAGAAAGUAUGAGUGGUCACACAUGUGAGUGAAUUGUGACUCUUGGCAGGGAAGAAAACCUAUACCACAUCUCUUUAAAUAUCUUCCCAGGCCCUCUUCAUCUUUUUCCUUAAACCUACGUUCAUUGGGAAACAUAACACACUCAAAGGACAGUGUGCAGGUCAACAGCUUAUAAAUUGAUCUGCUACCAAACCAACAUCCAGGCAGCAGCAGAGAACCAGGCCAGCCCCCGGCAGCCACCCUCAGGUCCCUUCUUGAUCACCACCCCUGCCCUCCCCAAAAUCACCCCAUUCCUGACUUUUAUGGUCAUUGCUUCCUUCUUUGUCCAUGUAGUUUUACCUCCUACAUAUUCAUUCCUAAACACUGUGGAUUUUCUUUGCCUGUUUCUGACCUUCACAUAUGUGGAUUUAUAUACAGUAUGUCUGCUUUUUGGUUUGCAUUUUUAAAGUGCAUUUCUACUGUAGGAGAUGUAGAUGCACACACAGAAAUGUUCAUGACAGAAUUGUUCAAAACCUGAAAGCCACCCAGGGGUGCAUCAGCAUAGAACAGAAAAUAAUCGUGGGGCACUCACACAGUGCAAUCCUAUUCAGCAAUAACAGUGAACAGACCAUAGCCACAGCAAUAGCAUGGAUGAGAUACUACCAGAAAUGCUGAGAUGAAUUUACAGAUAAAUGCAAAAUUGGCCCCUAUCCACAUGGCAGUUAUCAAAUGCAUCACUACCAGACACAAUUUCUUUUUCCAUGAACAAGAAUUAUCGCAUCAUCAUCAGUCAUCUGUAAAUUAGCUCAGACAGUGAAAGGGGGAGAUGGCCCCAAAGGGUGUGCUAGACAGGACACCCAAUAAAGGUUUUUUGGCCUAUUAAAGUCUUUUAUAAUUUCUCCUUAUAGAUCCUCAGUGUAGAAUUUGAGCCUCCUCUGUUUUCCCCUCUUCUGCCUUCUCUGUGCAUCCUUUCCUGAGCCCUCCACUCAGACUAAAGUGAACUUUCCUGAAGGCUCCGGGAACAGGUUAGCCCCUCCUAACCCCACAAUCCUCACUUCUUUCUGUUUCUGUAUAGUCCCUCACACCCUCUCUGCCUGGCCGUGGACCCAGGAAACCUCCUUAUGCUCAUACUCUCAGAGCCUUUGGCUUCAAACCACACCCCACCCCAUGCCCACCACCAUCUUUAUCAACCUGGAAGACCCUCCCAGCCUUUAAGACUCAGCUUAAAUGGUCCAAUCCUUGGGUUUCCCAUCACUUUUCUUAUACUCUUACUAAACAAUAAUAAAAAUUCACAGAGACUAUAUUUUAGACAUUUUUACCUCUACAGAAUUGAGCACAGUGCCUACUGUUGGGGAAAUAGAAUGAAAAACAAAAUCUCCAACCCAGAAAAAUCUCCCCAUGAAUAUGGUAGAGAAAGAAAACUCUUUCAUUACUGAAUAAGCGUUAAAUGUGAUGUGCAUCAGAGGCAAUCCGCUAUGAGGUAGUAAAGACACAAAAAAUCUCACCCUGGUAUAUGACCAGAUACAACCCCUUACACACAUGUUCUCAAGAUACACAAUGACUGGUGCUCAAGUAAGGGAACCUGACAGUCACACACAGUUCAUCCCAAGUUUACCAUGGUCAUUGGGUUCAUCAUCUGUAUUAGUUGGUUGGCUUCAUCCAGAGGAGAAACAAACUUCUCAUCCCUUUAUUAUCAGACGUAGUUGUGUAACUUGGAGCCAGGUUCCUGCCCAAGUCAGGCUCCUGCCCUCCCUCUGGGACUGGGAGCCUGGGCACCUCAAUAUCUGCAUUUCAAAGAGAUGGCUCCCGGCUCUGAAGCUGACAGAGGAAAUGGUCACAUUUUCUAAAGGGUAUAUAUCCACAUUUCAAAGAGGAAAGAAGGUACAAUUACAUGUUUUCUAAAAUAAAUACUCUAAGAAAAAGGAGGCAAGUGGACUCUUGUCCCUUAUUUCCAACAGGGAGAAUUAAGCCUCUUAUUAUUUUUUUUAGUUAAUUAAUUAAUUUAUUUUGGCUGCAUUGGGUCUUCGUUGCUGUGCGCGGGCUUUCUCUAGUUGUGCUGAGCGGGGACUACGCUUCGUUGCGGUGCAUGGGCUUCCCUUCGCGGAGGCUUCUCUUUGUUGCGGAGCAUGGGCUCUAGGUGCACGGGCUUCGGUAGUUGUGGCACAUGGGCUCAGUAGUUGUGGCGCACGGGCUCAGUAGUUGUGGCACACAGGCUUGGUUGCUCUGCAGCAUGUGGGAUCUUCCUGGACCAGGGCUUGAACCUGUGUCCCCUGCGUUGGCAGGCAGAUUCCUAACCACUGCGCCACCAGAGAAGUCCCAAGCCUCUUAUUUUUAAUUUUCACUUGUCCUUACACCAGUGUAUGGUAAAAAUAAUUAACAGAUAUUGGCUUAAUCAAAAAUUAAUUAAUAAGCAAGUCCAUCUCUUCUUCAGUUAUUAAAAAAGGAAAAUCAUAGUCAUUUCCUUUCUAAAUUUCACAGUUCAUUUUAACAGAGAUAAAUAAAUACCAUAAAGGACUUUGAGGAGGAAAGCAGAGGGAGGUGUGGCAAACCAAGAACAGGGGCAGGUCCUGUGAAGGGGUGGCUCACACACGAGCAGAGGGGCCUCACUCCAUGUGUGGUUUUCUCCUGUUACUGGUCUUGGCUUGUGGUGUGUCUGGGCCCGUAUAAAAUGCUGGUGGGUGAGUCACGCCAAGUUGUUUUAGGUGGACUCUGCUGCAGGAAUAGAAAGUCACUCAAUCUACUUGUGUGGAGGAUGGGGUGCAAGUUGUAAAAUGUGCCCACUGCUCCUCAGCAUGGAAUUCAAGGCCCAUCCAUCUGCCCCUCUUCUUCCUUCUUGGCCUUGCUCUCUCUGCAUCCUAAGGAGGGGUCUCAUAAAAAAUAGCUGUCAUUGUAAAUUGGAAAACCAUCAGGUCCUUAAACUCAGGGUCCCAAGUAGCCAGGGGUGUGGGCUUGGGGCCAGACUGAGAACCUUCCUACGUGGCCCAAGGUGAAUUCCAGAUUUGUCAGGACUCAAAAUUAACUAAUUCAGCUCUCUGUCUCCAAACAGAACCUCAUCUGAAUGCUGGCCGCCUGCGAGCCCAGAAGCUUCGCAGGCUGCUGAGCAGCCACUCUGUGGACACGAGGCCACGCUUCCCCUGACCCAGGACUCAUGCUGCUCUUUAAAACUGUUUCCUUCUCUUUGGUCAUUGUUGGAAAACUGAGCAGCCAGAGCUGGCCAGGCCCUCAGAGAUGGUCCGGUCCAGGGCUUUCAUUACAUACAUCAAGAAACUGAGGCCGAGCUGGAAGUGAGCUGCCCAGGGUCUGCCAGCUUAUUUCAGGGUGCUCACCAUGCCCACCAUCUCCCCUGAAUCAAGUUUAGAAGACUUUGAGUAUGAUGAGCUUGCAGAAGCCUGUGAUAUGGGGGACAUCGUGGCCUUGGGAACUGUCUUCCUGGCCAUACUCUACUCCCUUGUCUUUGCCUUUGGCCUGGUGGGAAAUUUGCUGGUGGUGUUUGCCCUCACCAACAGUCAGAAGCCCAAGAGCAUCACUGACGUUUACCUCCUGAACCUGGCCUUUUCUGAUCUGCUCUUUGUAGCCACCUUGCCCUUCUGGACUCACUAUCUUAUAAACGAGCAAGGCCUUCAUAAUGCCGUGUGCAAACUCACCACCGCCUUCUUCUUCAUCGGGUUUUUUGGAGGCAUAUUCUUCAUCACCAUCAUCAGCAUCGACAGGUACUUGGCCAUUGUCCUGGCCGCCAACUCCAUGAACAACCGGACUGUGCAGCAUGGCGUCACCAUCAGCCUUGGCGUCUGGGCAGCCGCCAUCUUGGUGGCUGCACCCCAGUUCAUGUUCACCAAACAGAAAGAAAACGAAUGCCUUGGUGACUACCCUGAGGUCCUACAGGAAAUCUGGCCUGUGCUCCGCAACGUAGAAAUAAAUUUUCUUGGCUUCCUGCUCCCCCUGCUUAUUAUGAGUUACUGUUACUUCAGAAUCAUGCGGACACUUUUUUCCUGCAAAAACCAAAAGAAAGCUAAAGCCAUUAGGCUGAUCUUUCUUGUGGUCAUCAUGUUUUUCCUCUUCUGGACACCUUACAACGUCAUGAUUUUCUUAGAGACACUCAAUCUCUAUGACUUCUUUCCCAACUGUGACAUGAAGAGGGAUCUGAGGUUGGCCCUCAGUGUGACCGAGACAGUUGCAUUUACCCACUGUUGCCUUAAUCCCCUUAUCUAUGCCUUUGCUGGAGAGAAGUUCAGAAGAUACCUUUACCACCUGUACAGGAAAUGCCUGGCUGUCCUGUGUGGCCACCCCGUCCACGUCAGUUUCUCCCUGUCCCCGUCUGAAUCACAAAGGAGCAGGCGUGAAAGUAUUCUGAGCAGCAAUUUCACUCAUUACACCAGUGAUGGAAAUACAUCCAUCCUCCUCUGAAAGCCUUGUCUCUCCAGCAAGCCUGGAGUUUCUGAGACUGACACUGAAUAAUUAGGACAGAUUUUUAAAUUUCUUACAUGCAAGCAACAAUGGGUCUGAUGCCCAAAAGCAAUCCUGAAAGUAUUUUUGAGAAUUGUGCUCAAAAUCUGAAUGAUAAAGGACAGGCAUGUUUCUUAUUGCCAAUGUCAAGAGUUUCUUGUUUACAAAUUACAAAAAUUCAACUCAGAUUAAUUUAGCCUAAAAAAUUAAUUUAGCCUGAAAUCAUUUGCAUUGUAACAUGGGCAAGGGGGUGGCGAAUCCUCAGAGUGAGUGAAAACUAGAGCUUGAAUCUAGCUAGAACUUCCUCUCUCUGACUCUCAAAUCUCUGAGUGGUAACAGAGAUCCCAGACUCACAUAACACAGUUUUGUCAUCAGAGAGGGAAUGAGACCUAUAUCCCUCUGAUCCCAAGGUCAAAAUUCCCAGGGAAGGGCUCUGAUUGGCCAAGUUUGUAUCAGAUUCUCAUCCUUGGACCAGGUGGCAGUAUCCACAGGGAAGACAUAGAUAAGAUGGCAGCUCCCAUUCCAAUCUUGUGGUUGGAGAUGCGUGAAGACAUAUUUCCAAGAAGCUGGAGGGUGGGUGCUGCUUUGAUCAGAUAUAACAAGAGUUGCCCACCAACUUUACCUGCGUCUAGCCCAGCCCCACCUUGAUCAUACCAGCCAGAACACACCACCAGCCUCUUCGCCAUUAAACCCCCUCUGUCAUGUCCCCAAACACACAGAGGUUCCCCAGCGCCUACUGCAUCAAGUCCAAGCUCAAAUGCCUGGCCUCUGACACCCUCCGUCAUGUGGUUCCACCAACAGAUUUGCCAGUACCUCCUCUUCACAAAGGACUCCAGCCACCUUGUCAGUCAGGUCUCUUCAAUCCAGCCACAUGCAUCGCCACCUGCUCCAGAGCCCAGGGGGAUAAACAGAAAAAACAGUGGCCCAAACUGAGAAGGCAUGGUUUCUAGUCCCAACUCUAUCACUUAUCUGCUGGGUAAUUUGGGGCCAACUGAACUUCAGUUUCCUCAUCUGUAGAAUGGAGAUAAUAGAACUUUUCAUGUAGGAAGCAUCCUUUCCAGCAUGAGGAACCAGCCUCUAACUCUUGCAGGUUCCAACCCUCUUGUCUGGUUCCCAGACUUCAGCUUUUCCUCCACCUGGCACCGUGCUUAAGUGGUGCUGUUGACAGAGCUUGGAAGGGCCUUGUGGGCUCUGCUGCGUGAUGUAGCUCAGACACAGAGGAGGCUGGCUCCUACAGUGGCGCUCAAUGGACACUUGUAGAUAUACAGGUUGAUAGCCUUUCCUGACCCAACCCUCCCGGACUGCCUGGAACAUUUCCUCCCAAUCAACUGGUGGCAACCCCAUCUGGAGAGAACCCCAUCAUUCAUGCCACUGCCAACCUGGACAGCCAGGGUCCCAGGAGCAGUUUUCCCUUUCUCAGUAAACUUUUGGGAUGGACUGAAAUUUUAAAGCUUGAAAAACAAUUGUGAUGAUGCUAAAGAAAAUAUAAUCUACCCACACAGUAUCUUCAUCUGCCCCCCAGACCUCAUUCACACCCUCAUGUGUUUCGAGUUGCAAUCAUAAUGUACAGACAGUUUUAUAAUCUGCUUUUUUUUUUUUUUUUUGCGGUACGCAGGCCUCUCUCUGUUGUGGCCUCUCCCGUUGCGGAGCACAGGCUCCGGAUGAACAGGCUCAGCGGCCAUGGCUCACGGGCCUAGCCGCUCCGCGGCACGUGGGAUCUUCCCAGACCAGGGCACGAACCUGUGUCCCCUGCAUCGGCAGGCGGACUCUCAACCACUGCGCUACCAGGGAAGCCCGUAUAAUCUGCUUUUUUUUUCUCUUAACAUUAGGCCACAAAUAGCCUUCUGUUUCUAUAUAGUUUUGUAAUAUUUCAGAAGACUCUGCCAGGUUGUGUACUCAUUGAAGGCGUCUGACUCCUUCUAUUUCUCACUCCUUGGCAGUCAGUAUAUUUGUUUAACCAAUGACAGAAUGAAUUAUGUUCCAUCAAGAUCAUGUACUGUAACUUACUCAUCAUUACCCUAUUAAUAAACAUUUCGCUUGUUUCCAAUAUUUACCAAA